Astyanax mexicanus (Mexican tetra) is the source of this 6816-nucleotide messenger RNA. RefSeq names its product HECT domain containing 2 (gene hectd2). Gene Ontology annotation, biological process: protein polyubiquitination. Gene Ontology annotation, molecular function: ubiquitin protein ligase activity. The transcript has 21 exons. Lineage: Eukaryota; Metazoa; Chordata; Actinopteri; Characiformes; Acestrorhamphidae. The coding region runs from base 506 to 2773 and encodes 755 amino acids. The record is from RefSeq and is a predicted model, not a curated record.
CCCACACUGUUAGAAGCAGCCCAGAAGCCCCAUCCUCUUAAACCAAUAUGGCGCCAGCGUACAGCUGCUCCACUCUCUCUUCUCUCACUCGCAGGGCAGCGCUUCACUAAACCGCUGAAGUGAGGGGAAAUUUCGCCUGCCUCCACCUCGCUGCUUCUCUCCUCGUUUACUUUUCCUUCUCCGAAUUUAAGUUCCGUCUCUAGAUAUCUAAAAAUAUCUCAGUUUUUCUUGUGUAAACUGCAGAAACUCACCUGCUGAUCCAGACUCUGCUCCCUCUGUUUACUGCGCUGCUGAGAGAGAGAGAGAGUGUGAGGGCGCUUCUCACAAAACUGAAGAAACUGAAGACCGAGCUUUCAGCUGGACAUUAUUAACUCUACUAACACCUUUAACACGGAGUUUUCCCUCAAACAACCCGCCGAGCCAUGUGAAGGAGUGAGUUUACUGAGUUUACUGAGUUUGGGAACAGAAGAAGAGAAGAGGUCUUCUCCCUCACAGCCAGGAGGACAUGCGUCUGAAGAUGAGUGAGAACAACUAUCAGCUUGAAGAGAGGGACAGAGACAGGCUUCCUCCCAUCAUAAACCAUAGUUUGGACCGUGGACCAAAACUGCCCUUCUCCUCAUACGGAAGCUUCAUCUCAACCCUGAACCACAAGAGAGAUUCAGGCAGUCACAGCUUCUCCACUCAUCUCCUCUUACCUGCAGUCAGACAAGUCAGAGAACUUCCCCCGAUCUGUCCAGAUGUUCGACAGAAGCAGCGAAUCUCCAUUGACGUUUUGCCUCCGGAGGUUAAGGCUCGCUUUGCCUCAGAUCCCAUCAUCCCCAUCCGCACCAAAACCGCCAAAGAGUUUCAGGAAGAUGUUGAAAAGGCAACUAUCUCAGGUGAUUGGAAGCAAGUCCAUGAUUUCUACUUGACCACAUUCGACUCCUUCUUGGAACUCAAUGCUGCCUUUAAGAAAGAAGCAAACGCUCCAUUUAAUACUAUUGAAGACUCAGGAAUAAACACCAAAUUUGUAAAUGCUGUUUAUGACGCCUUACUUCACACGCCCCCAGACACCCAGAAAUCAGUCCUGAAGGGAAUCAUUAAUAGCUUAUUAAGGGAAUGGAAAGGGCCACGGACAAAAGACGACCUGAGGGCAUAUUUCAUUCUAGUUCAGAACCCUCAGUACACCAGCACGGCCACAUAUGUCAUCUAUGCACACUUACUGAGGCAGAUCGCGGCGCUGGCUGAAGCAGACCACCAUUUCCUGAUGCACUGGUUUAAGAAACUAUCUCAGAAGCGGUUCAAGCAGCUGGUGGAACGCCUACAGCUCUUCAUCACCACACGGCUGUUCCCUGCCAAACCAGAGGAGCUGCCGCCCAUGGCCAAGUGCUCAUGGUGGAUCCCGUCUGCCACUAAAGUUCUCUCGCUCCUCAAUGCUGCAAACAGCAUUUCUUCUCCUCCCAUCAUUCCUUUCUCCGAUUUUUAUAAUCUCACACUGGACCACAUUGACUUCAUGGAAGACUACCAGACGUGGCAAGCGCAUGGAAAUUCCAACAGGUUUACCUUCUGCCAAUUUCCCUUUAUUCUGUCCACGGUGGUGAAGAAGGCCAUCAUCCAGCGAGACUCAGAGCAGCAGAUGAUCAGCAUGGCCAGGCAAACCCUGGUGGACAAGGUCUCUCGCAGACAGAGGGUGGAUAUGAGUCUGCUCUUUCUCAACAUUAAAGUGAGGCGUCUGCAGCUGGUCAGUGACUCACUGGAUGAGCUUUCGAGAAAGAGAGCAGACCUAAAGAAAAAGUUAAAAGUGACGUUUGUUGGGGAAGCAGGCUUGGACAUGGGCGGACUCACAAAGGAGUGGUUUCUUCUCCUGAUUCGACAGAUUUUUCACACUGACUACGGCAUGUUCACAUAUGUAAAGGACUCCCAGUGUCACUGGUUCAGCAGCUGGAAAUGUGACAACUGCUCAGAGUUUCGUCUGGUUGGAGCUCUGAUGGGUCUGGCCGUGUAUAACAGCAUCACCCUGGACAUCCGAUUCCCACCCUGCGUUUACAAGAAGCUGCUGACCCCUCCCAUCAUACCGUGUGACCCUGACGCCCCUGUCGGCAUGGCGACCCUCACCCUGGACGAUCUGCAGCAGAUCAUGCCUGAUCUCGCUCAUGGCCUUGGGGAGCUACUCAGUUAUGAGGGAAAUGUUGAAGAGGACUUCUAUACAACCUUUCAGGUUUUCCAGGAAGAACUUGGAGUAGUCAAGUCAUAUAACCUGAAACCAGGGGGGGAUAAGAUUCCGGUCACAAACCAGAACAGAAGAGAAUAUGUCCAGCUGUACAUUGAUUUCCUGCUGAAUAAGUCCAUCUACAGGCAGUUUGCAGCCUUCUAUCAUGGCUUUCAUAGCGUGUGUGCCUCCAAUGCCCUGAUGUUGUUGAGGCCGGAGGAGGUUGAGAUCCUGGUCUGUGGGAAUCCCAAUCUGGACAUGAGCUCUCUGCAGAGGGUGGCGCAGUACGAGGGCUACAGCAAGACAGAUCCAACCAUCCGUGCAUUCUGGGAUGUAGUCCUGGGCUUUCCUCUGGAGCUGCAGAAGAGGAUGCUCCACUUCACCACAGGAAGUGACCGUGUUCCAGUGGGAGGGAUGGCUGACCUCAACUUCAAAAUCUCCAAGAUUGACGUUUCCACGGACUGGUUGCCUGUGUCGCAUACAUGCUUUAACCAGAUCUGCCUACCUCCAUACAAGAGCAAGAAAGAACUGAGGCAAAAGCUGACCAUCGCCAUUUCUAACGCUGAGGGCUUCGGCUUGGAGUAACGUGUGAUGACACCAUGGAGGAGGACAGGCCAGGGUGUCAUCAUUUGUGUCAUUCCGUUGAAUCAGAAUCUUUCUAGCUACCAAGUGCCGGUACAGGGUGUGUCAGGAACUUCUGCUGGUGUGGGUGUCAAUAAUGUACCAUUAACACAUUAAAUAAAAAAAAUACAUAAAAUAACAUGGAUGUAGCUAUUUAAACUGCAGUGGUAUCUUGACAAAAGUGGCAAGUAAAAUCAUACUAGGAUUAGUCUUGCGUAAUCUAUUUUUUUUGUUGUUGUUGUUUCAAGAUGUUGUAAUUUUAUUAUUAUAAUUAUAAUCUAUUUAUAGAGAUUUUAUGUAUGUUUUAUUCCAUGGGCAGAUUGUUUCAAGCAAAAAAAAAAAAACUAACUUUUAAACCUAAAGUAAUUAAUCUCAACAUAUUCCUACAUCAAGCUCAAAAUUAAAUCUUUAAUAAUUUGACUACUACAGUGUAAAAAAAAAAAAAAAAAAAAGUUACAUGCCAUAAUUAAACCUACAGUAUAUGAACAUUUUCAAAAACUUAUUACCAACAAGCAGGUGGAAUUUUAUUAGCAUUGACUGGUGCAGAUUUUAUAGCCACAGAAGCUAUUUAAUAAGUAAAUAAGCCUUUUCAAAUGUUUAUAUAGGUUAUAUAGGUUUAUGGAAGCUUAUGCACAGUGUUGCAUAUCCUUAGAAAUGCUGCCCAUCAGUAAAGUUUUAUUCAUAAUUAUGGUUGCUUUAGUGAUAUGAGCUUCUAUACAGCAUUUUGAUUGGCUGCAUAAUUUUUAUAUAAAUGUUGUUAAUUAUUUUUUUUUUCUUUAAGAGUAAAUGGGAGUAAAAGUGUAUGCCCAUCUACUGUGCUUCUGCUUAACUGAUACGCGCCAUUUAGGACAUACUUUCUCAGGGCAGGCCUCCGAGAAGACAUUUAAUAUCAUUUUGACCCACAUUAUUCAUUCCUUUUCAUUUUCGUCCUAGAGUUUCAUUUGCUUGACAUCCACCAAAUUGCAUGCACUCCUUCAGGGCAGGCCUCUGACAUCUAAUGCACAGUUAUACUGACUUGAAAUUAUCUUUUUGUUGUUUUUUCAUCGCUCAUUCCUUUUUUUUGACACCUUUUAAUUUUCUCAAACACAAAAGCCAUAGAGUUCCUGUCUCCUGAGAGUUUACAAACUUCUUGCACUCACCUUUUGUUUUUUUCUUCCCUCGUUCCUUUCAUUUACUUUCAUUUUUGUUCUAUGUUCCUGCCUGGGUCAAUGUUUAAUGAUAUUAAAUCAGAUGAGCUGGAGGGCUUUGGGCAACCAGGAGAAAUCUAAAAACAAGUUUUUUUUUUUGUUCUCUUUUCCUCUUUUUUUAUUAGUUUUUUUAAAUAAUGUGCUUAUGUGUCUAAAACCUCUGCAGAGUACUAUAUGUAUAUAUUUUUUGUAUUUUAUUUUAACACUCAUGUGACACCCAUGCCAAGAGAAAGUCCUUGUUUGCUCUGUUCUUGGUGAAUGACAAGAUUCUGAUUGAGGUACAGUAGCUAAAGAAAGCACAUUAGGCAACAUGAAUUCCGCACUGUAGCUAGAUUUGAAGUUUAACUAGAAUUUAGCCGUUCCAUAUGACUGUGGUGUGGUGUGGUGUGGUUUGGUGUGGUGUGGUGUGGUGUGAUGUGGUGUGUGUAUGUAUGCAUGUAUGUGCGUGUUAAUAGUUGCGGUUUGUAUUUGUAAUGAACCAGGAUUCCAGGAAGAAUCUAGUUAAAGUGUACCGGGUUGCAGGUGUUUGGACUCAGGAUAUCGUCAUCAUUAAGACAAAAAAAACCUUGUAUCAAAAUCAGAUGAUGAUGAUGAUGAUUGGACCAGUAGAUGGGCUCAGUUUUGGUCCAUUUUACUUGGAGUAAACUUGGAGUAAAAUCUUUUUUAAAAAACUGAUUCCCAUUGAGAGUUAAAGUUUUCUCCUUCUCCUUUAAAGUUGCAAUUAUGCAGAUACAAGGUUUUUGUCCAUUACUGAAGACAUAUUGGUUUGCCUUAUGUACAUUAACAUACAUCUAGGACCAAACCUAGAUAUGUUGCAUUAAAAUAUUUUAUUGUGUUGUGUUUUGUAUGAAUGACAGAAUAUCAGCAUUCGAUAUGUUCAGGACUUCAGUAUAGUGAAAGUUUAUUUGUGGAGAACUAUUUAAACGGUUAGCACUACUAAAGAUUGACAGCUUUGAUUUUGCUUGGCUAGCAGGGGGUUGGAGUCUAAUGCAAUCCCACAGUCCGGCAGUGGAGAGGCUGAAAAUAGGCCAGAGAGAGGCUUGGUCUGUGUGAAAAUAGCUUUGCUAACAGUCUGUCACUAGCGCUAGUGCUGCUCUGCUCUAAGUGCUUAAAGUGACAGUGUUCCGACUCCUUGGUUACAGGCUACAAAGCCUCUUUGUUAGAGUGUAAUUGAUUCCUGAGAUUCUCCACUGUUUGGGAGGUUAAGCCUGUUAAAAAUUCUAACGUUAAAAAGCUGAAACUGUUCUUUGUGCUCAGAAACGGAUUUGUUCUGUAUAUAAUUCUGAAAAGUCUUGACGACCCUUUUGUAACCUCUUUGAAGGGAAAGGAACAAUGCUAACAUGUCUUUUGACUUUUGUGUCGGUUAAAGUGAUCCUUGUGAUGACUAGCUAUAGUGAGUGAUGAUAGCUUGUAUCUCUGUGGUAGAUAUUGUGUGUGUGUUAGUACUCCCCUUUACUCCUAAAAAUAAUGGUGCUACAAAGGGUUCUUUAAAAUGACAGUCCAGAAGUUUUUUGCAAGAAUGUGUAUUGCACUAAGCAAAGCAGAAGAGUACUUUGAAAACAUGCAUAGUGGUUCAGUAUCAUUUCAGAGUAGAUGAAUCAGGUGGGAUUCUGCAUUCUAGAUUCUGUCCUGCUUUCUUUUAUUUUGCCAGUUUGAAUUCUGUGUUUGUUUAGUAUAACAGUGUAUGAAUAAGCAGGUGAAGGUUAAGUUUGCUGCAGCGCAACAAAAUCAAAAGCUUUCAGAAAGACAUGGCAAUAAUAACUCACAGGAAAACCUACCAGACCCUUGUGUGUUUUUUUUAUUUUUAGAAUUAAUAGAUUGUGACCUUGCAGAAAUGUCUACAAUAAUGCUAUUUAUGAAAAUGUUCUGUCCCCUAUCCACUCAGGAAGAUUACUGCUUUCAGUUUUAAAGAAGAACAUCUUAUAGACUUUAACCAAAGCUGUAGAACAGUGGUUCUACGGUGUCUGUAAUGUUCUAUAAAAUACAGGAGAAAACUUUAUAGAUCAGUCAUUUAUAAUAUUCUGCAUGCAGCAAUUUAGUUUUUUUAUGUUAUAUUUGUUGUACCACUUUGGGAUGCUUUGAAUUUGAUAUUAGCACAUUAACUGUCACAUGAUAUCAGAAGAGUAAAUAAGUGACACUGUUUUGCUGCCAUUACUAAAUACCAGUAAAUUAAUUUUUCUGUCCAGUCAGAAAAACAAAUGGCUCUUUCUUUAAACCAAUUUCUAUAAUACAGUGGUGCAACAUACUGAUGCCACUGUAUUAAAAAUAAAAGGAAAAAUCUGAAAUUUGCUGGUGGAUAACUAAUAAUGAAUUCUUAAAUGUGAUGCAGAGGACUUAUUUAUUCCUGUUCAGAUGUUGGACCCCUGUUCUACAGCACUGAUCAAAGAACCCUUGUAGAACUAUUAUUUUGAAGAGAUUUGGGUACAGAUUGGACGCUGAGGUUUGUGACAUCAAACGAUGUGGAGAUUAAUUUAUUUUACAACUGUCUGUCUUAAAAACAGAUUGGAUGAGUACAGUUCUAGAAAAUGAGAAUCAAAGCUCUGCUGGUAGCUCUUUGAUUGAAUGGUCAGAAAGAUCUGAGUGAUCUUGCUAAUAGAAUAGCUCUUUCUUGCCUUGUCUUUGUAAAUGGCUGAACUCUGGUAAUGUUAUACGAACUGUUCUUUUUUUCUUUUUCUUUUUUUCGUCUCUUGUCAUCAGCCACAAUCUUGCAACUGUUCACUUUAUUGCUUCAUGUCUUGUAUGACUGAAUACAAAUGUAUUUACUAUAUAUUUAUUUCAACUUUGCUCAUUCUUAAUGAUUAAAGUUAUACGGCAACACUG